AUGGAAGAAAUAAAUACAUUAAUUGUAGAAGGUACAUUUGCUUAUCAAUUAGAAGAAAUUGCAACUUUUAUUGAUACUUUGAACAAAAAAACAGAGGAAGAUUCAUUUGUUGCAGCCUUGGAAAGUAUUUCUAUAGAUAAUAAUAAAGAUUUAUGUUUAGAAAUGCUGGUGAAUAGAAGCAAUGCAUUAUCAAAAUGCAAUGAAAAAGACUAUAAAGCAGCAUGCAACUUAUUUAUACACUUAAUUCGGGAAUCAUCGUCUAUUGAGCGGUUGCUCCCAACAGUACUGUCAAAUUUAGUUAUACCUAAUUUUCCAAACGGGCCUCUUUAUUUUCUUAGUGUUCUGUCAACUCUUUUUAAUAUUUUGCCUUUUAAUUCUAUUUUAAAAUAUGAUGUUUUUUGCAUGAUUCUUCGAGUUGCAAGUGAACAAAAACUAUUUGAUUUUGUUCUUUCACAAAUUAAUGAUAUUUCCGACUGGCUUGAUGAUUGGGGUGUUGAUAGUCAGGCGAAAAGAGACCUUUUUCUUAUCAUUUCAAAAUACGCUUUGGAGUAUGAUAAGCAAAUGUCUCUUGAUUUUAUUAUUAAGGCGUUAUUAACCUAUCCAUCAUCAGAGGCAUUAUCUGCUAGUGAUUUAGCAAGACAAGCCAUUAUUUCAUCUGUUUCUCUUCCAAAAAGAUAUCAUUUUGAUGAUAUUGUAACUCUUGAUGCACUACAGCCUCUUAGAGAUAUAAAUGAUCCAUCGAUUCUUUUAUUAGAAAUUUUUAUGGUUGGAGGGCUGAAAGAUUAUCUUUCUUUCAUUGAUACACACCAGCAUUGGGUGGAUAAUAGUGGACUUGAUCAGAAGAUUGCACUUAAGAAGAUUCAUCAUUUAACCUUGGUUUCGUUGGCUGCUUCUGUUCCAGGAAAGGUUCUCUCAUAUGCAGACAUUGCUGAUGCUUUGGAUGUUGACAUUUCUCAAGUAGAAAUGUGGGUAAUUGAUGUAAUUCGUAUGGGUCUUCUUGAGGGUAGAUUGUCUCAACUUUCAAAAACAUUUUUGAUUCAUCGAAAUACAUACAGGGUUUGGGGGAAGGAACAAUGGAUAGAUUUAAAAUCAAAGCUAUGUUCAUGGGAAACUAAUUUAGAAGGAGUUUUAAAGGUGAUUAAACAACAUAAAACAAAAGUCAAUACAGUUGAAGAUGAAUUGGCUUAUCUCACAUCAUCUGUUGGAAUCGACGUUUAG
Molecule: messenger RNA, 1218 nt
Organism: Pneumocystis jirovecii RU7
Lineage: Eukaryota; Fungi; Ascomycota; Pneumocystomycetes; Pneumocystales; Pneumocystaceae
Exons: 5
Coding region: 1-1218 (405 amino acids)
Biological process (GO): cytoplasmic translational initiation
Cellular component (GO): eukaryotic translation initiation factor 3 complex; cytoplasm
Molecular function (GO): translation initiation factor activity
Source: RefSeq, a predicted model, not a curated record